Messenger RNA from Neodiprion fabricii, 919 nucleotides. RefSeq lists its product as uncharacterized. Bases 104 to 658 code for a protein of 184 amino acids. Lineage: Eukaryota; Metazoa; Arthropoda; Insecta; Hymenoptera; Diprionidae. The record is from RefSeq and is a predicted model, not a curated record. The transcript is spliced from 3 exons.
CAUUCUUCAAUCGUGAGCAGGACGAGGUUCAAUUUGCAACCAGCGGCGAAUAGUGUAAAGUAUUUAAGCUUCCUGGGUGAAAGAAGAAAGAAAAAGAGAAAAAAUGAUGAUAAAAAUAGCAGCACUGAUGGCCAUCGUGGCCAUGGCACGGGAUGUCAGUGCCGACGUGACGGCGGUUCCAUGUACCUCGAACACUACCUCGUCGAUGAAAAAUGCCGUCAGCGGUACAAUGAAAAACUGUGAAAGUGGUCUUCUCGGUGUUAAGGGCCUGAAUUCGUUGCUGGCGGUCGAUGUAAACUUGAACCUAAAUGCACUGGUCGGACCGCUUUUGAAUAACCUGGUUGCGGAGUUGACGCCGUUACUGUCCUCGGUCCUAAUCGACGUCGUCGAACUCUUGAACACGGUCCUGACCGCCGUCGUUCAGAUCGUCAAUGCGGUGAUAGAACUGCUCGACGGUCUGCUUUCGAGCAACGAGUUCAAUUCGCAGACAAACAGCGCAGUCUCAAACGCGACUAGCCAAGUUCAAUCCAUGUGCGGCUGUAGUUCGACCGACUCUUCGACCGACUCUUCGACCGGCUCUUCGACCGGCUCGCUUCUUACGGUCGUAGUGAAUGUCUUGGACGGUUUACUCGGGGUAGUUGCGAAUAUAAAUUUAUAGAGUCGAAUACCUAGAUACACGUUUGCAGACAAAUUAUCUGCACACUGCGGAUACGGCGAAUGGUACGAUGAUGAUAGUAAUAUAAAGCAUUAUCAAAGUGUGAAAUGUUGUAGUAAAAUUUGUUGCCAUAAAGAAAUUAAAAAAUAAUGCCAACCAUAAAGCAAAUCGCAAUUGAAUCGGCAAAUACGUACAAUGCAUAUAUUGUUCAUAUUUUUUCCUUGUACGAUUAAUAAACGAAUAAAUAAUCCCUGGACAAUGCAA